AUGACAUAUUUCAUAGGGAUGAAGUUUAUGUACUCUGAGAAAGGUAUCAUUUUGCAUCAACUGAAAUAUGAACUUGAGCUUCUGAAGAGAUUCGAGCUACUAAAUUGUAAGGUUGUUGUCACACCUAUAGAAAAAAAUUACAAAUUGGAUUCUGAUUCUGAAGGUGAUGAUUUAGAUGCCACAACCUUUAAGCACUUGAUUGUCUCUCUAUGGUAUUUGUGUAAUACCAGACCUGACAUUUUAUAUGCAAUUGGAAUAGUUGGUAGGUUCAUGAGUAAGCCGAAGUGGUAUCAUUACCAAGUUGCUGUCAGGAUUCAGAGGUGUUCUGGAUGCAUGUCAGACUGUUUGGCUUUUGAAUUUACUGCAGGAUCUAAAGAUUAA
Messenger RNA from Lathyrus oleraceus (garden pea), 381 nucleotides. RefSeq lists its product as uncharacterized. The transcript has 2 exons. Lineage: Eukaryota; Viridiplantae; Streptophyta; Magnoliopsida; Fabales; Fabaceae. Bases 1 to 381 code for a protein of 126 amino acids. The record is from RefSeq and is a predicted model, not a curated record.